Messenger RNA from Saprolegnia diclina VS20, 898 nucleotides. RefSeq lists its product as hypothetical. Lineage: Eukaryota; Oomycota; Saprolegniomycetes; Saprolegniales; Saprolegniaceae. Bases 1 to 885 code for a protein of 294 amino acids. The transcript has a single exon. The record is from RefSeq and is a predicted model, not a curated record.
AUGGUCGCCCUCUCGGCCCUCGGUGCGCUCCUUCUCGCUGCCAACCUCACGUCCUUCGACCCAACCACCGACCGUUCCAGUGCCAAAGACAUGGAGAACAUGACCUACGCCGUCCGCGCCGACAUGUCGGGCGGUCGAUUUGCGUCUGCCAAGCCCGUCGUCAACGUCACGUUCCCCGUCGCCGACCCCGCGUCAACCGUAUUCGUGUCGUUCGACAGUGUGUCGAAAGCGGUGGACGCUGUCAAGCCUCCCAAGGCCACGGCAAACUUUGUUUACGCACUCGUCUUCAGCUACACCGGCGGAUCGCGCGUCUGCGAUGUCAUGGUGGGCAGUGCCUCCAAGCUCAAUGCGUCGGUCGAGCUCCAGUACUCUGACGGGGUAUCGACGAUCCAUAACUACCAGACGAAGCCCGAUGUUCCAUUGUCGAGCCGGGCAGCGCUCCAAUCGCACGAGUUCAGCCAGGUGGUCGCCCGCGUUCACGAUGGUUGCUUGGAUUUUGUGGCGCUGAAGUGCAAUUUGGAAGAAAAUACGGACACCGUCUCGUUCCGCCUCGGCUUUACGCGACGAGAGUACGUGAGCCUGCACCCGUCCUCGACCAUGGAGCAGUGCGGCGACUCGGUGUACCCCAGCAAGAUUGACCCGGACGUCAACGUUGCGUUCACCGUGCCCAAUGGAGCGUGGGAACGGCAAGCGAUCGCGGACGACGACAAGCUCUUUUUCACGUACACAGAGCCACUUUGGAGAACGACGCGUCCGGCAACAACAACGACCAACCCCACAAGUACCACGCAGCAACCAGCGACGGCAACGCCUACUCCGUCGGCCGCUUCAACCUUGGCGCUCUCCAUGGGUGUAGUCGCGUCUCUCUUGUUCUAUAUUGUCUAAUACAUGUCGAGCG